CGGUAUUUCGCCAGAACUACAGUACAUCCACUUUAUUAGGAAGACAUCAGACUUCAUGCUGUAGCUGGCUGGCUGCCGUAGCCAUGUAGCGGAAGAGGCCACAGCUUCCCCAGAGCCCAGAUCUAGCUAGCUAGUAGAGGACAGAGGACGUCAAUCCCGACGGCCCAAUUCGACGAGGAAGCCACACUCGACCUACGAUGUACAUAAAGCUACGUACCACCACGAGUUGGAAAACAGAUGCGUAAGCAAGACUUACCAGUGGCGGAUCAGAGAAGGCAGAUGUUUAAGUACAAUGCGAGCAUCUGUAGUCAUUGGGAGCUUCACUGGGUACCAAAGUGACCCAGUACCGUACCACUCCCCCCACUCCAACACUCGAGCCAGCAACCGGUAUCAGUCUAGCUAGCUGUGUGUUACACUGUCCGUACCAGUAUGGGGCUCUCAGCGACCAAAGACAAAGGAACCGUCAAGGUUGCCGAAAGAGUUGCACUGGUGGGAAAGGUUUGAGUGAUUGCUCACAAUUCCUAGAUAGCUAGAGCGAGGCUAGAACUGACCCAAUCAACCAACACUCUUUGGAUAAUCGAAUCAGCCAAGCACCAUGACAUCUCUCCCCAAGAACAGCAGCGGCAAAGACCCAAAGCCUCUUCAGUAUGCGACCAAGGCAAUUAAGAGCGUGGGAGAAGAUUGCUUUGUUUUUCACUGUGUUGCUCGGUUUGAAACCUACAAGAUCAAUCGCAAUAUGAUUGUCUUGAAGUCCCCAGACGGCAAUCUCACUGUGAUUAACCCAAUACUACUGACCGAGUCGGGAGAAAAAUCGUUGCUGAAGCUGGGAAAGAUCCAGAACAUCGUGAGACUGGGAACCAGCGUGAACUUCUACGACGGUGCGGUUGUCGAGGACGCCUAUUACCUCUCCAAGUUUCCCAAAUGCCAGCGAUGGGCACCUGGCAAACUGGCUUCUUGCCCUAGUCUCCCGAUUCACCAGAAACUGCAACAUGGAAUGACCAUGCCACACCCAGAUUGCCGUUGCUUUGUUAUCCAAUCAACCGCCCAACCCGAAGCUGUUCUGUUGCUUCAACGCGAAACGGGAGGAAACAUGCUGAUCACAGGGGACUGUCUUCAACAUCAAAUGGACAAUUCCUUUGUCAACACACCAGCAUAUGUCCAUCUGAAGGUAUCAGGAUACAUGAAGAAUCGCGUAGUAAUCAGCAAGAAAUGGCUCGAGGCCAUGCAGACUCCCGAAGAAGAUAACGCCAAAGCUAUUCGAUCUUCAAUGGAAGUCAUGACAAAAACCAAGUUUCAUCGAUUCAUUAGCACAAGUGGCAAUGUAAUGCUGAAAGUGGAGGCAAGACAGGGAGUCGUCGAUGCCAUCGAAAAGGCCUUUGUUGCAGUGGCUUAACUUGGCUGUUUAUGGCUGUGCAUAUACGCAUACCUGAUAGCCCGUCGGAAACGUAGCAACGUUGACGACACGGUGGUUCAUCGGAAAUCUCAAGAGCUAUGAUUUCGCGUCAGACUGACAGCAAGAAAAGGGAACUACGAUGCUUCCCACUCAACUUGUACAUACCAUCUUAGAAAAGCUUCAUAAGGAAGAUUGCUAUCAUAGAAAAUAGAAUCAACUCGAGAGCUACAAUCAAUGAUUUUGC
This is a messenger RNA of Seminavis robusta, 1637 nucleotides long. NCBI's taxonomy places the organism in Eukaryota, Bacillariophyta, Bacillariophyceae, Naviculales, Naviculaceae. The record is from the annotation of a GenBank genome assembly.